Molecule: messenger RNA, 2516 nt
Organism: Hemibagrus wyckioides
Lineage: Eukaryota; Metazoa; Chordata; Actinopteri; Siluriformes; Bagridae
Gene: wwox
Product: WW domain containing oxidoreductase
Exons: 9
Coding region: 115-1353 (412 amino acids)
Molecular function (GO): protein binding
Source: RefSeq, a predicted model, not a curated record
ACUUGCGCCAAACGUCACGCUUUAGUUUGCGGAAGUACAAAAGCCGAAUUAAAGGCAGCUUUUCUUAGUUAGAGUUUUGAGAGCUUUAAGCGCUGUCCCGAACCAACCGUCUUAAUGGCUGCUCUAAAAUACGCCGGAAUGGAUGAUACUGACAGCGAGGAUGAACUUCCUCCAGGCUGGGAAGAAAGGUCCACGAAGGACGGCUGGGUUUAUUAUGCCAAUCACGAGGAGAUGAAGACACAGUGGGAACAUCCUAAAACUGGAAAGAAGAAACGCUGUGCAGGAGAUCUCCCUUAUGGGUGGGAACAGGAGCUGGAUGAAAAGGGUCAAAUAUUUUAUGUCGACCACAUCAAUAAGAGGAAGACGUACUUUGACCCUCGGCAGGCCUUCACUGUAGAGGAUAUACAGGUGAAGCCUAAGCGCUACGAUGGCAAUACUACAGCUCUGGAGAUCCUCCAGGGCCAUGAUCUUUCUGACAAGGUCGUAAUCGUCACGGGGGGAAAUUCUGGUAUCGGUUUCGAGACAGCGAGGUCGUUUGCCCUUCAUGGUGCCCAUGUGAUCUUAGCGUGCCGGAACAGCGCUCGCAGCAGUAAAGCAGUUAACUGGAUCCUCGAGGAGUGGCACAAAGCUCGUGUUGAAGCCAUGACGCUGGACUUGGCGUCAUUGAGAAGUGUCCGAGAGUUUGCAGAAUCCUUCAAAGCAAAGAAGCUGCCCCUGCACAUCCUGGUGUGUAAUGCGGCGGUGUGUACGCAGCCAUGGCGUUUGACGGAGGACGGCUUGGAGUCUACCUUCCAGAUCUGCCAUCUGGGCCACUUCUAUCUAGUGCAGCUGCUGCAGAACGUGCUGCGGCGUUCAGCUCCUGCCCGUGUGGUAGUGCUGUCCUCUGAAUCUCACAGGUUCACAGAUCUGGUGGAUUCUUGUGGGAAGGUGGAUCUGGCUCUGCUCUCACCACCUCAGAAGGAGUACUGGUCCAUGCUGGCCUACAACAGGGCCAAGCUCUGCAACAUCCUUUUCUCCAGUGAGCUGCACCGUCGCCUCUCUCCUCACGGGGUCACUUCCAACGCAGUGCAUCCUGGGAACAUGAUAUAUACAUCCAUCCACCGGAGCUGGUGGCUCAUGACCUUCCUUUUCAACCUGGCACGCCCCUUCACCAAGUCCAUGCAACAAGGUGCAGCCACUACUGUGUACUGUGCAGUGGCUCCGGAGCUGGAAGGCCUGGGUGGGAUGUACUUCAACAACUGUUUCCGCUGUGUGCCGUCAGCGCAGGCCCAGGACCCGUCCAGUGCCCUCAGCCUGUGGGAGCUCAGUGAAAGGCUGGUGCAGGAGCGAUCUGGUGGCCCUCAAGCACUGUGACCCUACUGUGCUAGGCUCGCCCGCUCGACCGUCGCUACAACUGAUUGCUUCAUCACCAUGCAUGAGAAGGGCUGAGAUAAUAAAGAGCAAAAAAUAAAACGGGAAUUUAUAAUAGGCAGGCAGUGCCAGAGAGCGAGAAUCUGCUAGACUGAUGGAUGGAAGCAGAGACAGAGAGAGAGAGAGAGAGAGAGAGAGAAAGAGAUUUUUCCUUAUUUGCAAAGUCCCAGGGUUUCUUAUCUUUCUUCUGCAAGGUGAUUAGAGCUACCGCUAGAACACUGUACACGUUUCUCUAAUCCGCAACUAACACCGAGUUUUCCUAGCUAGAGGGUCCCGAAAAACAACAAGUGGAUUCUCGUAGCGCAAAAAAAUUCGUCUAAAAUUAUCAGGACUUGAAAUGGUCAUUAUUGCCCAUCCAUCUGUACAAAUCAACACGAAAGGGAGUAAAUGCCGUACCAAAGGUGCAGAGACGAUGGAGAGGAAAGCGGAUGUAUGCCCGUCUAUUUACAUAUACAACCACUGAAAAGAACUGGUCUGUAUAGCUAUGCUGUACAUCAUAUACACAAGAGUGCUGUUCUAAUUCGCAUAUGUUUCUGAAUAAUGAUUCUAAUUUCUGAACCCAGCCUGCCCAAAAGACUUCAGAUCCAGUCUACAGUGAACUUUUACAAAAAAAUUCUAUGUUAAUGCUAGUUACAAUGAAGCAGCAUCUUUGAGGACAACAGGAGCUGGCUGAAGGGAAGAGUCUUGCAGUCUUUAGAAAUUUCAGGUGGAACAUUCCUCUUGAACUCCUUGUUUAUUUUUUUUCUUUUUCUUGUCCUUUUACUUUUGUGAAUGUUUGGAAAGCGUUUUCCCUGGUCAAAGGUGGUCUUCGUUUGCUGACAACCGAAACUUUAGAAGAAAGAAAAAUUCAGCAGAAGAAGAGAAGGUGGCAAAGACUGAAGAAUGGCACCGGCUCUUUUAUUAUUUUAUUUUUUUUCUUCUUCUUCUUCUUUCUCCUCCCUCUCCUUUUCUCCCUCUUCUUUUCCUUUUUCUUUGCAGGUUGACUCUUGUGCUUUGGGGCAGUCUUGGUGCCAUGGGUCAGUCUGAGCUAAAAGCAUUCCAGUGUUGUGAGACCUGGAUAGAGAUGAAAGAGAGAGAGAAAGAAAUAAAGAAAGAUUAAUGAUCUU